Pteropus alecto (black flying fox) is the source of this 1606-nucleotide messenger RNA. It is a transcript of the gene DCN, whose product is annotated as decorin. NCBI's taxonomy places the organism in Eukaryota, Metazoa, Chordata, Mammalia, Chiroptera, Pteropodidae. The transcript has 8 exons. Bases 213 to 1274 code for a protein of 353 amino acids. The record is from RefSeq and is a predicted model, not a curated record. Gene Ontology annotation, molecular function: protein binding.
GGGGCAGACCAAGCAUGCAAAACAAAUUACAAUAUAAUGUGAUAAGUUCUUUAAAAGAGGUAAGAGCAACGUGCUUUGAGAACACAGAAGAGGGAGAAAGCAGCAUCCUGCCUGGAUGAGCCAGGGAAUACACAGGGGAAGCUCUUUAUCUCAUUUAAUCUUUACUACAUUCUCACAAGGUUCCUUAGUUGUGAAAAUACAUGAAAUAAAUCAUGAAAGCAACUAUCAUCUUCCUCUUGCUUGCUCAAGUUUCCUGGGCUGGACCGUUUCAACAGAGAGGCUUAUUUGACUUUCUGCUAGAAGAUGAGGCUUCUGGGAUAGGCCCGGAAGACAUAGAGCCUGUGGGACCAGUGUGUCCCUUCCGCUGCCAAUGCCAUCUUCGAGUGGUUCAGUGUUCUGAUUUGGGUCUGGACAAAGUACCAAAAGAUCUCCCCCCUGACACCACACUGCUAGACCUGCAAAACAACAAAAUAACUGAAAUCAAAGAUGGAGACUUUAAGAACCUAAAGAACCUUCAUGCAUUGAUUCUUGUCAACAACAAAAUUAGCAAAAUCAGUCCCGGAGCGUUUACACCUUUGGAGAAAUUGGAACGACUUUAUCUGUCCAAGAAUCAGCUGAAGGAAUUACCAGAAAAAAUGCCCAAAACUCUUCAGGAGCUGCGUGUCCAUGAGAAUGAGAUCACCAAAGUGAGAAAAUCUGUGUUCAAUGGACUAAACCAGAUGAUCGUCAUAGAACUGGGCACCAACCCUCUGAAGAACUCAGGAAUUGAUAAUGGAGCCUUCCAAGGAAUGAAGAAACUCUCCUACAUCCGCAUUGCUGACACUGAUAUAACUUCCAUCCCUCAAGGUCUUCCUCCUUCCCUUACUGAAUUACAUCUUGAUGGCAACAAAAUCACCAAAGUUGAUGCAGCUAGCCUGAAAGGACUGAAUAAUUUGGCUAAGUUGGGACUGAGUUUCAACAGCAUCUCUUCUGUUGACAAUGGCUCUCUAGCCAAUACUCCUCAUCUGAGGGAACUUCACUUGAAUAACAACAAGCUUCUUAAAGUGCCUGGUGGGCUGGCAGAACAUAAGUACAUCCAGGUUGUCUACCUUCAUAACAACAAUAUCUCUGCAGUUGGGUCUAACGACUUUUGCCCACCUGGAUACAACACCAAAAAGGCUUCUUAUUCCGGCGUAAGCCUGUUCAGCAACCCAGUCCAGUACUGGGAAAUUCAGCCAUCCACCUUCCGAUGUGUCUAUGUGCGCUCUGCCAUUCAGCUCGGCAACUACAAGUAGCUCCCAAGAAAGCCCUCGUUUUUAUAACCUGGCGAAAUCUCGUUAAUGUCGCUGUUAGGAAAAGAAAAUGAAAAUGAAAACUAGAUACUGGAAACCUAACUGCAAUGUGGAUAUUUUUCCCACAUGACUUGUUAUGCAUAAAGCCAAAUAUGCAGUUUAAAUAAUUGCCUACAAUAAAAAAAAAUUGUUUUGCCUGCCAUUUUCAGAAUCCUUUUUUUGAAGCUUUCCAUUGAUGUUAACUAAGCUAUUGCAGAUAUUCUUAUUUCACUAAAUGUAAAAUUCGGAGUAAAUAUGUAUGUUAACUAUUUAGUAAAGCUUUCCUUUUUUAAUUU